UCUUCAGCUGAGCAGGAAGAGUGAGAAGCCAUAAUGGAUGGAAUACAACAUGUGUGUGUCAAGCUCCUUUUGAUUUGUCAUACAGUAGUGAUGUUUUCUGUUCAGGCUUCAGAUCAGCCUCUCCCCAUGAACGAAGACAUGCAAACAGAAGCAGUAUCCAGUGUAUCUGGAAAUACAACCAUAUCUAGAAGUACUGUAAUGUCUACCAUUUCAGAUGAAGAAGCAGUUAAUACAACCACAGUGCAGAAUAUAAGUUCCAGUUGGAAUACAACUGCUGUGACAGCAAAGAUAACUAGUUCAUUGGCUUUAACAACUUUGUCAUAUUUUGCACGAGGCACUCUACAUCCCCUCAACACAGACACUAGCAGCCCUUCAGACACUACUAUUAGAUUCAAUACUGUUAUGACAUCACCUACAGUUUCAACCUUUAAUCAAGCAACUGAUAAAGAUUCUAAUCCCAAAAUGUCUGCAAUCACAUUGAAACCAACAGCUCAAGCUUCUACAGCCACACAACUAAAUACUAGCAAAGCUUUGGAUUCAGUUCCUACAACACAGGCUUCAGGAGGAAUUCAUCUAAGGAAUUCAGAGGCCAUUCUGAUCAUUAUUUUCAGCAGCAUCCUCACAUUUGCUGUUCUAGCAAUUGUCAUAUGCAGUCUUGAUAAAUACAGGACGAGAAGAGCUCAGUAUUCCCAUCACCCACUAUAUGACACCUCUUCUGAAACAG
Messenger RNA from Chelonoidis abingdonii (Abingdon island giant tortoise), 724 nucleotides. NCBI's taxonomy places the organism in Eukaryota, Metazoa, Chordata, Testudines, Testudinidae. The record is from RefSeq and is a predicted model, not a curated record.